Molecule: messenger RNA, 643 nt
Organism: Moneuplotes crassus
Lineage: Eukaryota; Ciliophora; Spirotrichea; Euplotida; Euplotidae
Source: the annotation of a GenBank genome assembly
CAUACCUACUCCUUCCCACGAAUGUUCCUUACCAAACGAGCAUACAAAGCCACCUGCCUCCCUUGUCGUCAAUUCAGCUUCAACUACCCUUGCCCUCGAAACCUUCGUGAAAUCAUGAAGAUGUCGCUGAUAGAAAUCGAAUCGCCUGAAACAGUUAAAACUAUCUGGUCCACCUACCAUAAAGAGCGUAAGAACACUAUCUGUCAUGUUUUCAGUGCCACUCAGUACCAGCAGUUCCAUCAGAAUCUGACUUAUGCGCCUAUAUUCCUGUACCCCAUGAAGAAGCCAGGGGGUCACUACAACUUGGUCAGUCAGGCCCAGAACAAGUCUAUUCUAUUCACAACUUUGGAGGAGUACAGGCAGAAUCCAGGCAGUGCGAGUCCUUACUUGAUUUUGACCAUGUAUAAUGAACUGCUCAUUUCGAAAGGACUUGGUCUUAUGAGAGGCGAUAUCUUCGGUAACUUCCAAGGGGACGAAGCCACCAAGCUCAUGCACAUGUGUAUUGACUCGUACAUGAACGAGAGCAUGUACCAGUACGCCAAGAGGUUCAAUCAUGAACCUGACAGGUUUAAUAUUGAAGGAUAUACUGAGAUGGCACUGGCUAAGCAAGUGUAGAAAAAUAGAGCAUUGUUCAAUUUUUAAG